CUCUUUUCCUUUCUUCAUCUUGUGAAUCAACAGAUCUAUGCAGUUUCCAUCACAAUCCAUAUAGUGCUUGGAUUUAUGCUCAUUGCAUUGAUCUGGCAAUACGAUUUCUCUCCCUUCACGGUUCUUAUCAUUGCCAUUCUCAAUGACGGUACUAUCAUGACCAUCUCUAAGGACAGAGUUAAGCCAUCUCCGUUGCCCGACAGUUGGAAGCUGAAGGAGAUCUUUGUUACGGGCAUCGUGUAGCUUGGAAGCUACCUUGCUCUGAUGACUGUCAUUUUCUUCUGGGCUAUGCACAAGACCGACUUCUUCUCGGACAAAUUCGGUGUGAGGUCGAUCAGGGACAGCGAGCAUAAGAUGAUGUCCGCCCUGUACCUCCAAGUGAGUAUCGUGAGCCAGGCUCUGAUCUUCGUCACCCGUUCCCGUAGCUGGUCCUUCGUGGAGCGCCCUGGUCUGCUCCUGGUCACCGCGUUCCUGCUCGCUCAACUUGUUGCGACCUUCCUCGCUGUCUACGCCAACUGGGGCUUCGCCAGGAUCAAGGGUAUCGGCUGGGCUGGUGUUGUCUGGCUCUACAGCAUCGUCUUCUACUUCCCCCUGGACCUGAUCAAGUUCUUCAUCCGCUUCGUGCUCAGCGGCAGGGCAUGGGACAACCUCCUCGAGAACAAGGUAGGAUUACCGGCCGCCUUCACCACCAAGAAGGACUACGGGCGGGGAGAGAGGGAGGCGCAGUGGGCCACCGCGCAAAGGACGCUGCACGGGCUCCAGCCGCCGGAGGCUUCCUCCAACACGCUGUUCAACGACAAGAGCAGCUACCGCGAGCUGUCCGAGAUCGCCGAGCAGGCCAAGAGACGAGCUGAGAUCGCGAGGCUGAGGGAGCUCAACACCCUCAAGGGCCACGUGGAGUCGGUGGUCAAGCUCAAGGGCCUGGACAUCGACACCAUCCAGCAUAACUACACGGUGUGAGAGCCCCUCUGCUGCGAUGUCGACGACAACACCUUUGCUGCCCGACGGGAGCCAUCUGAUUACAGAUAAAAAUUUUCCAGAUGAAGGAGCUAACAAUGAAUCCCCAGCUUAAUUGCACCACGUUUGAGGUUUAUGGUUCGUGAUGUGAUUGUUCUCCAGUCAAAUAACUGGGUACCUCGACGUGAGGAGGUAAUUAGAAUCACUACUGUUACUGUAUAUAAGCAUUAACUACAUUACAUUAAAUAUGACUUGAUCUCAUCACAUAUACUACAUGACUUAAUGGCAUACUUAGAAUCAUUAUGUUACUUUGAUAUACCGGCAUGAAUUUUAUUGAAGUUAAUGCUUGAUUC
Molecule: messenger RNA, 1310 nt
Organism: Zea mays
Lineage: Eukaryota; Viridiplantae; Streptophyta; Magnoliopsida; Poales; Poaceae
Product: plasma membrane ATPase-like
Source: RefSeq, a predicted model, not a curated record